AAGUAAAACAGCUGAUUUUGUUAUCUGGGCCGCACUUUGAUCGGCCUUUGAAUAAGAUAUGUUAGAAUCAACAUUGCAGUAACCCCCAUCGACAUGGACUUUCGGAACGCCCGGGCCCGGCAGCCGGAGAUCGUGAGAUCCGUGCAGAAGGAUGCACGGUACACCAACGAGCUGGCUGAAGACUUGUCCGAUGUCUUGCGCCUCACCGGUCCACGGAACUGGAUAAAGUACAACCAGAUGUGCAGGCUGCUGGCGGAGCUCUGUUACCACGGAUUCGCCUCGGCCAAUAACCUUCAGACCCUCGGCGAGGAGUACACGGGAAUAAUUCAGGUGGACGGAAACUACAAGCAGAUUCCCAGCAGAUUGUUACAACUGAUUGCCAUUGUCCUGGAGUUUGGAGGCGACUCCCUGUUUCAACGAUUGAUGCAAAAACUGGAUACCUACGUGGCCAACAAUGAAGAGAUUCGACCCGAGGUCAAGCCGCAGCUAAAGAAGAUUAUUCAGAAGCUCAGGGCAUCUCCCAGCUACGUAAAGGCCCUGCACAAGUCUCUAUUCUACUUGGACGCCAGCAAGUACCAGCUGUCCAAGCGCACCACAGGCAUCAACUACGUACUAAUCCGCCACUGGCUGCAGCCGGAAUUCUCUCUGUACGGCUACAAGAUACUGGGCGUAAUCACUUUCCUGCAGGUCACAGUUUCAUUGGCCAUUAGUGGAUGGGAUGCCUGGCGAGAGCACAAGCGCCAGCAGCUAGAAUCAAUAAAGCAGGCUGGAAAGAAGUUCCUGCAACGAUCUUCGAGUGCAAAAGACUUAGAUCCAAACACCCCACAGUGCAUCCUUUGCCUGGAGCCACGUUCCAACAGCAGUUUGACUCCAUGCGGCCACAUCUUUUGCUGGAGCUGUCUGCUCGAGUGGCUGGAGGAGCGGGAUGAGUGCCCCUUGUGCCGGGAGUCGCUGAAAAAGUCUCAAGUGAUAUUACUGCAAAACUAUGCCUAAGAUUGGAUUAAGAUUGCCCCUGACCUUUUAUAUUCAUGUUAUAGGAAGUAUUUUUGAGUCUAUGUAAUAUAUUUUAUUCAUAUAAA
Drosophila mauritiana is the source of this 1079-nucleotide messenger RNA. It is a transcript of the gene Pex10, whose product is annotated as peroxisome biogenesis factor 10. NCBI's taxonomy places the organism in Eukaryota, Metazoa, Arthropoda, Insecta, Diptera, Drosophilidae. The transcript has 2 exons. Gene Ontology annotation, cellular component: peroxisomal membrane. The record is from RefSeq and is a predicted model, not a curated record. Gene Ontology annotation, molecular function: zinc ion binding. Gene Ontology annotation, biological process: protein import into peroxisome matrix. Bases 94 to 993 code for a protein of 299 amino acids.